GGAGACGCCCAAACUCUCAUUUUCAUUUUCAUUUUCAGCCUUCAAAAGAAAGAGAAAACAUGAAGAGAGAGGGUCGGCAACACGGUAUGGUUCGGAGCUACCGAGUCAUGCCAUCACCAUUUAACCCCAGACCCGAUUCCAGAUUAAUCAACCAGUUUGACUCGCCCCCAACAGCCGGGUUGUUCACCAAGGUUUCAACCAAACCCACGAACCACUCCAAGUUCACGGGCAAGUGUACCAGACCCAGGUGCAUUGAGUGCCAUCUACACCCGGGUUCCAAGUCCAAGGACAAGGCCAAGGGCACCCACAAGCUCCGAUCCGGCGAUGUGGUCUCCAAUCAUCGGUUGGUUAGUUGGCGGGUAGUCGAUGCUAAGCCCGGUUUGAAUUUUCCCGGGUUUUCGGCUAGUCGGGUCUUGGAUCAUUUGGAUAAUGAUGAUUAUUGGAAUGAGGAUGAUUAUUGUGAGGAUGAGGUCUAUGAGGAGUCAUGUGAGUUGGCUCAUCGUGAUUUUGUGGCGGAAUUUGAAAUCGAAAUCUCUUCAGGAGCCGUUGAAAUUGAGGAUGAGGAUGAUGAUGAUGAUCAGGACGGUGAAAAUGAUGGUGAUGAGGAAAGUGGGGAUACUACGAGCUUUUGUGAUGUGGGACUUGUGUGGGAUCGGGCUGAUGAAGAUGAAGGUUGGUGUUUGGUUGUUGGUGAAAUGUAGUUCUUUCAUUGGUUAGCACUUUUCAUAAUCAAAACUUGACUAAGCGUAUCCAUUGUCAAUGAUUCCUCCUUCUUCUUAAAUUGUAAUUACGUUUGUAUGGAUAAAAUGGAAUGAUUCUGGAUGACGAUUGUGACAUCCACACUUUGCCCUUUGAAGAAUAAUAUAAAAAUCCUUAUUUUACUA
Camellia sinensis is the source of this 884-nucleotide messenger RNA. RefSeq lists its product as uncharacterized. The record is from RefSeq and is a predicted model, not a curated record. Lineage: Eukaryota; Viridiplantae; Streptophyta; Magnoliopsida; Ericales; Theaceae.